Nelumbo nucifera (sacred lotus) is the source of this 1532-nucleotide messenger RNA. RefSeq names its product protein YIP4b. NCBI's taxonomy places the organism in Eukaryota, Viridiplantae, Streptophyta, Magnoliopsida, Proteales, Nelumbonaceae. Gene Ontology annotation, biological process: endoplasmic reticulum to Golgi vesicle-mediated transport. The record is from RefSeq and is a predicted model, not a curated record. Gene Ontology annotation, cellular component: membrane; trans-Golgi network.
UUCGUCACUCCUGUUUCUAAUUCCUGUUUACGUCAUUGUCUUCGGUUAAAAGAGCGAAAACAAGAACAAAGUACGAGAUAUCCAUGGUAGAGUAGUCCUUCUUCGAACAAGGAAUUUGUCCAUCUCCUCCUCCUCUUCCUGGUUUCACUAAAUUUAUUUGGAUUGUGGUUGUACUUGGAGACUUUGGGGUUUUAGUUUUGGAGAUUUUUGUGGGUGACCAUGUCGCACAACGAUACUGUACCUCUUCACCCGUCUUCGCAGUCAGACAUCGAUGAGAUCGAGAACCUCAUUAACGCCAGCGUUCAGUCCGGGCCCACCACAGUGCUUCCGGCGAGACCUCCGAGCCCUCCCAGAGCUUCCAUUCCUGUAUCUUCAUCUCCGUUUAUAACAUCCAAUAUCCAACCGACGUAUCAAAAGCCACCUGCUGCUCCUAUUCCUGUUCCGCCAGCUUUGCCGACGUCCGAUUCGAGUUCCCGCGCGAGUAUUUCCAAUGGGUUUGGGUCGCUCCCUAAUACGCUUACGGAGCCGGUGUGGGACACUGUGAAGAGGGAUUUGUCUCGCAUUGUCAGCAAUCUGAAACUUGUGGUGUUUCCGAAUCCGUACCGUGAGGACCCCGGGAAGGCUUUGAGGGAUUGGGAUCUAUGGGGGCCUUUUUUCUUCAUCGUCUUUCUUGGCCUUACGCUAUCGUGGUCGGCAUCUGUUAAGAAGUCUGAGGUUUUUGCAGUUGCAUUUGCACUUCUUGCAGCUGGUGCUAUAAUUCUAACGUUGAAUGUCCUACUCUUGGGUGGGCAGAUAAUCUUCUUUCAGAGUCUCAGUCUUCUUGGUUACUGCCUCUUCCCUCUUGAUAUUGGAGCGCUGAUAUGCAUGUUGAAAGACAAUGUGAUUAUAAAGGUUAUUGUGGUGUGUGUGACAUUGGCAUGGAGCUCCUGGGCUGCUUAUCCUUUCAUGAGUUCAGCCGUUAACCCAAGAAGAAAAGCCCUUGCACUCUACCCAGUCUUCCUCAUGUAUGUAUCUGUUGGUUUUCUGAUCAUUGCCAUUGAUUAAGUCAUCAAGAAUCAAUAUUGAUCUUAAUAGUCGAUGAAGCUCAAACGCAGGUACAGGCAUUUCACAUGCUAGUUAUUAUAUUUCAUGUGUGAUCUCAUGCUCUCUUAUUUUUGACCAACUUAGUGUUUGAGACUCCCAACUAUGAUCUACAUAGUUUGCAUAGUUUGUAUAAGCUGGUUUUCACAUGGAAUUCUCUCUCUCUCUCUCUCUCUCUCUCUCUCUCUCCCAAACUGUUUUAUAACGAGGAAUUGAAGGGCUUAUUUUGGGUUUUGGUGAAAUAAAUUGCCUGCAUGACUUUCUGGCAUAAAGCAGCAGUAUUAUCUUUUUAGGAUAGGUAUGUGGCACUAAUAGAAUUGUUUCUUAUUCCUACUAUCCGUUAUGGUGUCAUUGUUGGUUAGUAGAUGAUAAAAGGAGAAUUUGUACAGAAUCUUGAAAAGGCACAAUGCAACAUCAAGUCAUUCAUGUAAUAUCUUUCACAAUUCACACUA